CAGAUCGGAGGUUAAACUCCGUUGAACUUGGGAGCUGGUCGCGCGAGGUUCUCGUGUUAGGUGGAGAAAGGUAUCACGAAUAUCGCGAGGAUCAGCUUCAGUCCAGCCAAAAAGAAAAAGUCUGCGAGUCGCGGGACAACCCUCUAAAAUUAACAUAUUUUCUGUGGUACCGGGUUCAAUCUUACUGGGUAUAUAGCGUUCCAGGCCGACUAUUUUCAACAGAAAGAAGAUCAACUGUCGCCAUUCUACUUGCUUGAACAAUCUUCCGCUUAGCUCGAGCGGGGGUUUUUAAAAGGGGGUUUAACACAAUACGUCUACGUAGAUCCGAGUUAAGCGAAAUUGACAAACGAUGUGUAAAGCAUAGAACGUUCACUAGACUGAAGGGGGAGCAGAUCAUGGCUGAGAAGUUGUUGAUUUUAGACACGGACUGUGGGAUCGAUGAUGCCCAGGCCAUAAUGAUGGCCCUAGCUGCUCCCGGAGUGAAGGUCUUAGGAAUCACCUGCUGCUUCGGGAACGCCUCCGUGGAAGACGUCUGCCAGAAUGUGCUUCGCGUACUGUCCGUGUGUGACAGGACCCAGAUCCCGGUGUUCCGGGGAGCAGCCUCCCCUCUAGUCGGGAACCCUGACAUGCCCAUCAACCACUUUGGGACGGACGGACUAGGGGACGUGUUUAAGGACAGGGACUCGGAGCAGUGGAAAAGUCGGGUCCAAACGGAAAACGCGGUCAACGCCAUGAUCAGACUGGUAUCCGAGAACGUCGGACAGGUCUCUCUGGUGGCACUUGGUCCGCUCACAAACCUGGCUCUUGCCGUAAAGCUGGAUCCUUCUUUCCCACAGAAGCUGCGAAAUCUCUACAUUAUGGGUGGCAAUAUGGAAGGCAAAGGGAACCGGACUGUGUGUGGCGAGUUCAACUUCGUAAUGGACCCAGAGUCGGCUUACAUCGUCCUGGAGGAGUUCCUCUGCCCCACGUACAUUGCAUCAUGGGAAUUCACCUGUAGACACAAGCUCUCGUGGGACUUCUUCGACGCGUGGGUCGGCCAGGACACGGCCUCGGCGGAGUUCAUGAGGAAGAUCACGUCGACGUGCUGGGCGUACUCCAGGGGCCCUUACGCGGUCCCCUCCACGACGGCCACGGUGUUCGGGCCGGGCUUCGUCUCGUACGACUCGUACGCCGUGGCGGCCGCCAUCGACGGCGGCGUGGUGACGGGCAGCCUGGAGUGCGCCGUGCGCGUGGAGCUGCAGGGGGCGCUGUGCCGGGGCAUGCUGGCGCUGGACCUGGGCCAGAAGCUCCACAAGGCGCACCGCGUGUCCGUGAUGACCGAGUGCGACCUCGACAAGUUCAGCCGGCUCCUCACCGCGGCGCUGACGCUGCCCAGGAAGACCUAGCGGCACCGCGCCGCACCGCCCAGGAACCUCACUAAACAAGCAUACCUCUCCCAGCCAACCGUGCGGCGAAAUGCGUGUUGUGUUGUGAAGUUCAUGGGCUUCAUUUGUGGGUAGUGCACACAUCAUGUCCAACACAUUGAUUUACUGACAGGAAUUGGCCUGACGUAUUAUACCAGGGAUCGUCAAAUCAGACCUGCUGGUUUUCCACCCUCCCUUUAAUGAAGCACACUACCGUGUUCACAUUGGGAAAUGAAGUUUUCAAUAAUGGUUUUACUUUUUAGUUCACAGUAUUUGUUUUGUGCAUAGUUAUCAAGAGUGCCAAUAAUUCUGGACCUGACUGCAUGCUGCCAUUUUGAUCGAUUAUUGUUCUCUUUCUGCGAGUGCUUUUAUGUUUCUCAAGUGUCGAGACACUUGUGUGAAAUGCACUUUAAAUAAAGAUUGAAUCAAUUUCA
Messenger RNA from Conger conger (European conger), 1837 nucleotides. RefSeq lists its product as uncharacterized. The record is from RefSeq and is a predicted model, not a curated record. NCBI's taxonomy places the organism in Eukaryota, Metazoa, Chordata, Actinopteri, Anguilliformes, Congridae. Bases 396 to 1385 code for a protein of 329 amino acids. Gene Ontology annotation, molecular function: hydrolase activity, hydrolyzing N-glycosyl compounds. The transcript has 7 exons.